This is a messenger RNA of Microthlaspi erraticum, 402 nucleotides long. NCBI's taxonomy places the organism in Eukaryota, Viridiplantae, Streptophyta, Magnoliopsida, Brassicales, Brassicaceae. The record is from the annotation of a GenBank genome assembly.
AUGGAUCUUCAGGAGAUAGGAAUUCCGAUGUUAAUCGUAGACGUUCUUUGCAGGGCUUCGACGAGGAAAGCCUCGACUUCUGUUCCUGAGGGCGUUCCGGAGCAAGUGAUCGAGCUUGACUCUCCUCCUUCCUCGGACCAUGACGAGUCUUCCCAUCACGAUGAGAGUGCUUCUCAUCACGAUGAUGGUUUGAGGACUCCGGCGCGUGGUGGUUCGCCUUCUAAGGGGGACGAGUUCCUCACCCCUGGUGGUGGCGUUCCCUCCUCUGACCGGCGUGAUCGUGGUGGUUUCGAAGGAGGGGAAUCAUCUCGGCGUCCGGUGAGAAUGAUGAGGCGGUGUCUCGUCACUCGGAGGCGGGUGGUUUUGCUCCUGACUCAAUUCAAGAUCAACAAAAAAUCUUAA